Molecule: messenger RNA, 893 nt
Organism: Mytilinidion resinicola
Lineage: Eukaryota; Fungi; Ascomycota; Dothideomycetes; Mytilinidiales; Mytilinidiaceae
Exons: 1
Coding region: 73-486 (137 amino acids)
Source: RefSeq, a predicted model, not a curated record
CUGAAGCCACCUUUCGUCUUCUACAACUCCCCCAACCUCGACUCUCAUCGCAAUAGAUCUAACGUCGCCAUCAUGGUAAUUUGUGGAGUUGUAAUCCGUCUCACGGCCAAGCAGCAGAGCCGGAUGCGAGACAAAGCGGCGCCUUCGCAGCGAUCAUCACGACGCCGGGAGCUAUCACGACCGCCAAAACCCGCUUCACGGAUCCCGUUCCUUAGAAAACGACGGGAGCAGCGUCUUCAGACUGGCUUGCUCUUCUCACGACUCCCUGCGGAGCUCCGAAGCAUGAUAUUCUCCUACUUCUUCGGCAAUCCGGACGAUGUGGUCCAUAUUCUUUGGAUGGAUAAGAGUCUCACCCACGCACGAUUCCAAACAGCAAAGUCUCAAGAGGAUGGCGAUAUUCGCCGUUUAUGUUUCAGAGACUCGCUCCCCCCACCAGCCGGACUCUAUUCUUCUUCAUACGGCGACUGGGCCGCCCUCCUAAGUUAGAUAUCGCGCUUCUACAGACAUGCCGACAGGCCUAUACAGAGGCCAUUAAUCUGCUCUAUUGAUCCUAUUCUCCAUCACUACCGGAGAGCCGCAGUAGCUAUCCUCGUCUUUUCGUAGCUCCAGAAUGGCGGCGGUCAACACGCCACUCUUUUAAAAACAUGAUUGAGCCGUAUUUUCCUAACCUUCGGAGUUUGGGUGUUGUUCUUAUGUGAUGAGGUGGCCAGAUGAUCCUAUUGCAACUAACGCAUCCUUAAAAAGUGGUACCUUUCUCAGCUAGAUAGCAUUUCGUACCAGGGGAAAUGCCUCUUCACCCACACCGCUCCACAGAGUCGGAGGCAUUGAGUGUGCAAAAAAAUCCGUCUAGAAGUCAGAUCUACGCACAGAACAUCAGAUCAAGAAAUUUAAUA